Messenger RNA from Phaeoacremonium minimum UCRPA7, 201 nucleotides. RefSeq lists its product as hypothetical. NCBI's taxonomy places the organism in Eukaryota, Fungi, Ascomycota, Sordariomycetes, Togniniales, Togniniaceae. The record is from RefSeq and is a predicted model, not a curated record. The coding region runs from base 1 to 201 and encodes 66 amino acids. The transcript has a single exon.
AUGGCGACCAUUGAGAAGGGCGAUAACUACGUCGCUCCCAGGAUUGAGGCCGCUCGUAGGUUCGUUGCCGAUUUGCUGGCGUUGGGGCUCUUCUCCGAGGAGGAGGCUCACGGGGUUGUUCAAGGCUUGAAGAUUCAGUCUCACAUGAACAACUCCGAGUCCGACUACGAGUCCGUCUCCGAUGAUGCUGUCGACUAUUAG